This is a messenger RNA of Yarrowia lipolytica CLIB122, 1188 nucleotides long. RefSeq lists its product as uncharacterized. Gene Ontology annotation, molecular function: RNA helicase activity; ATP binding; RNA binding. The record is from RefSeq and is a predicted model, not a curated record. Lineage: Eukaryota; Fungi; Ascomycota; Dipodascomycetes; Dipodascales.
AUGGCCGACGGACUCACCGACAUCGAUUCUUCCCAGAUCACCACCAACUACGACGAGGUUGUUACCUCUUUCGACGACCUUGGACUCAAGGACGAGCUGCUCCGAGGUAUCUACGGUUACGGUUUUGAGAACCCUUCCUCCAUUCAGCAGCGAGCCAUCCUGCCCGUCAUCAAGGGUAACGAUGUCCUUGCCCAGGCCCAGUCUGGUACUGGUAAGACUGCCACCUUCUCUAUCUCUGCUCUGCAGAACAUUGACGAGAAGAUUAAGAAGCCCCAGGCUCUGAUCAUUGCCCCCACUCGAGAGCUGGCCCACCAGAUCCAGAAGGUUGUCCUUGCCUUUGGCGAGUACAUGAAGAUUGAGUGCCACGCCUGCAUUGGUGGUACCUCCGUCGCCGAGGACAUCCGAGUCAUCCAGGAGGGUGUCCACGUCAUUGUCGGAACCCCCGGUCGAAUCCACGAUAUGAUUGAGCGACGAAUCCUCAAGACCGACCUCAUCAAGAUGUUCAUCCUUGAUGAGGCCGAUGAGAUGCUUUCUCGAGAGUUCAAGGACCCCAUCUACGAUAUCUUCACCACCCUCCCCGAGACCACCCAGACCGUUCUGCUGUCUGCCACCAUGCCCGCUGAGGUCCUCGACAUCACCGGCAAGUUCAUGCGAGACCCCGUCCGAAUUCUUGUCAAGAAGGAUGAGCUGACCCUUGAAGGUAUCAAGCAGUUCUACAUUGAUGUUGAGCAGGAGUCCUACAAGUUUGAGGUUCUGUGCGAUCUCUACGAGACCAUCAACGUUUCUCAGGCCGUCAUUUUCUGCAACACCCGACGAAAGGUCGACUACCUGACCCAGGCUCUGACCGAGGCUGACUUCACCGUCUCCUCCAUGCACGGUGAGACCGAGCAGUCUCAGCGAGAUGUCAUUAUGAAGGCUUUCCGAACCGGUUCUUCUCGAAUCCUCAUCACUACCGAUCUGCUUGCCCGAGGUAUCGAUGUCCAGCAGGUUUCUCUGGUCAUCAACUUCGACCUGCCCUCCAACCGAGAGAACUACAUCCAUCGAAUUGGUCGAGGUGGACGAUUCGGCCGAAAGGGUGUUGCCAUCAACUUCGUCACCUCCGAGGACCACGGUAUGCUCAAGGAGCUCGAGCGAUUCUACUCCACUGAGAUCGUUGAGAUGCCCACCAACAUUGCCGAUCUUAUUUAA